CUUACAAUAUAUCCGUAAUCAGCACCAGUAGUUCAUACCAAACCCUGGAACCCCGAAUCGUUUUGUCUACCGAAAAUCCACUGGCCGUCACAAAAUGGAGCAAAUUUUGUUCAAUCCAUUGCUCCAAAUUCCUAAAACAACAUUCUUGUCUGCCUCAACGAACAGGUUCCAAGCAUCUGCCAUCCUCACUGCUUCGCAAGCUUCUUCGUCCAAGCCAAAACUUCCUGCCGAGAAUCACUGCUACCCUCGCCGCACCGAAUUGCCAUUAGGUCCUAGCAUCACUCGUUUUCCACUACAAAAUAGAAAGCUUGGUGAUGCCCAUGUUUCGAACCCCACGGAAACGGAGGAAAAAUCCAAUCUUUAUAAUGUUGGCAAUGCCACGGCCGAUGAAUCAGAAUGGAGCCCUGACGAGCUUGAAGCCAUUGCUGCCCUGUUUCAAAGAAGAAUGCCUGAAAAGGCUGGGAAGCGUACGAGAGAAAGAUUGCUUCUCUUCCACCAGAAGUAGAUGCCUCCGAGGUACUCGACGAAUGGGCUCCAUUCCUGAGAAAGGGGUCUUUGUCUAUGACAAUUCGAGAAUUGGGUCAUUUGGGUCUCCCAAAACGUGCUCUUGAG
Messenger RNA from Dendrobium catenatum, 612 nucleotides. RefSeq names its product pentatricopeptide repeat-containing protein At2g01860-like. The transcript has 2 exons. The record is from RefSeq and is a predicted model, not a curated record. The coding region runs from base 95 to 505 and encodes 136 amino acids. Lineage: Eukaryota; Viridiplantae; Streptophyta; Magnoliopsida; Asparagales; Orchidaceae.